Molecule: messenger RNA, 1790 nt
Organism: Heterobasidion irregulare TC 32-1
Lineage: Eukaryota; Fungi; Basidiomycota; Agaricomycetes; Russulales; Bondarzewiaceae
Exons: 14
Coding region: 1-1641 (546 amino acids)
Molecular function (GO): monooxygenase activity; iron ion binding; oxidoreductase activity, acting on paired donors, with incorporation or reduction of molecular oxygen
Source: RefSeq, a predicted model, not a curated record
AUGGUUGUCGAAUACGCCUCUGUGACCAUGGCCUCUUUUGCGCUUGUCUCAAUAGUCACGUUGGUGGUAAUUCUGUCUCAUUUCAGACGUAGAUUUCCUAAGGACAUUCAAGGUCCUCCGUCCCCGUCGUUUCUGUUUGGUCACGAGAAGGAUAUACACUACCAGAACGAGGUCGGCGACCUGGACUUCCAAUGGAUGCGCCAGUAUGGGACUGCUUGGCGUGUAGGCGGUUGCUUGGGGGAGGAUGUGCUUAUGUUGGCCGAUCCUAAGGGUCUCCAACACAUUCUGCAAGGCUCCGCUUACAACUACCCGAAAAGUGGUGAGGACAGGCAGUUCUUGAGGCUUAUAACUGGAGAUGGCCUCGCGUGGGUACAUGGCGAAACUCAUCGUCGGCAGAGGAAGAUCAUGAACCCUGCGUUCACGGCCCCACAACUGAGAGCUUUCCUUCCCCUCUUCCACAAGAGAGCUGCAAAGAUGAUACAGAGACUGAAAGACGAGGUCACGAACACUGCGGGGGGGGGGGGGGGGGGGGGGGGGGCACCAGUUAUCGACCUUCUCGGCUGGCUCACACGCAUGACUCUGGACGUGAUCGGAGAAGCUGGCUUCGGCUACGAAUUCGGGACCCUUGACGACAAGGAGGAUGACUUUUCUAAAAACUGGACAGGCGUCGUCGUCGAAUCGUCGUUGUAUCCGUCAUCUCUGGACCUCAUUGCCAAGUCGUUCUUCAGCUACAUUCCGGUGAAUAUCCUGUAUUAUACGCGAUACCUCCCCCUGCGCGAGUAUCGCAGGACCCGCGACUGGCUGGACUACACGAGGUCAAUGGCGCGCGACAUCAUCCGCAAGAGCGAGGCUCAAGGAGAUGGGAAGGACGUGAUGAGCGUGCUCAUACGAGCAAACGCGUCGGAGAACCCUAAGACUAGACUCUCGCGGCCUGAGGUUUUGGAUCAGAUAUCGACGCUUAUUUUGGCUGGCACCGACACAACUGCGCUCACAGCGUCUUGGGUGCUUUGGGAGCUCGCCAAAGACCCUGCUUUUCAAGACCAGGUCCGAGAGGAGAUCAAGGCGGCCCGGGCACAGGUAACCGCGCGCGGUGACGCAGAUUUCACGAUUGCAGAUCUCGAUAGCUUGACUCUGCUGCAGGCUGCGCUAAAGGAAGGAAUGCGUCUGCACCCUAUCGGAUGGCAUUUCAGUCGGUUGGCUGGCAAGGACGAUGUCAUCCCACUCCUCCAUCCUAUCACGACUAAGUCGGGAGAGCAGAUCUCUUCGAUUCCUGUGAGGAAAGGGACCAAGGUAAAGAUGUCCUUCUGUGCAUACAAUAGGCUGCCUAUCGUUUGGGGAGAGGACGCUGACCGGUGGAACCCGAUGCGCUGGGUGAACAUUGACACGUCGAAGCAAACUACUGUUGGCGUGUAUGCGAACCUACUAAACUUCUCCGCCGGCGUCCGCGGUUGCAUCGGGUGGAAAUUCUCCGUCAUCGAGCUGCAGUCAAUUCUGAUGAACCUCUUGGAAAGUUUCGAGCUCACCAUGCCGCCAGACUCGGACAAUAACCCCAUUCUGAGGAAGCCCGCCCAGGGCAUGGCCCCGAUCAUCGAAGGACACAGUGGACCCGCGUUGGGCUUGAAGAUCAAAAUACUGGCGUGAUUUACAGAUGGACAUUAACGAACUGUUGGGAGUUUACCGAUUGCAAUUGACUAUCAUGAAUUUUUCUUACCACUCUGUUUGUACUUCAUCUACCGUUUAUGCGCUUUCACGAGUCUAUGACCGCCAUCCAAUUCGACUGUUGUUGAGGU